Hibiscus syriacus is the source of this 3148-nucleotide messenger RNA. Its product is annotated as receptor protein-tyrosine kinase CEPR1-like. Gene Ontology annotation, biological process: protein phosphorylation. The transcript has 2 exons. Gene Ontology annotation, molecular function: receptor serine/threonine kinase binding; protein kinase activity; ATP binding. The coding region runs from base 182 to 3049 and encodes 955 amino acids. NCBI's taxonomy places the organism in Eukaryota, Viridiplantae, Streptophyta, Magnoliopsida, Malvales, Malvaceae. The record is from RefSeq and is a predicted model, not a curated record.
CUUUCUCACUGCUUAGAGUCUGCUUCUUCUUCUUCUUUCUUUCUUUUUUCUUUAUCAUUGAGGCUUAUUAUUAAAGCUGCAUUCAACGAUUCAUUCAAUCAUCUUAUCUCAGUUAUAUAUUCUCUUCUCCGCCUUCUUCUCUGCAACAACCGCCUUAACUGCCACCUUUUUUCCCACACAAAUGGAACCCAAAGCUCUUUUUCUGCUUGUACCGCUGCUUACUGUCACGCUUUGUUCUUCUGAAGCUGUAACAGAUGAUAAUCAGUUUCAGUUCUUCAACACAAUGAGAGCUUCUCUAUCAGGAAAGGCCUUGGCUGAUUGGGACAUGAAGGGGAAAAGUUAUUGUAAUUUCACUGGAGUUCACUGCAAUGAUAAAGGGUAUGUUGAAAGCGUUAACCUCUCGGGCUGUUCUCUUUCCGGGGAUUUCCCGGCAGACUUGUGCUCGUACCUGCCGGCGUUACGGGUUCUUGAUAUAAGCCGCAACGAUCUCCGUGGCAACUUUCUUAACAGUGUUGUCAACUGCUCUCUCUUGGAAGAAUUCAAUAUGAGUUCUAUUUACCUGAGAACAAAACUUCCGGAUUUCAUCAAAAUGACAUCUUUACGUGUUCUUGAUCUAUCGUACAAUCACUUUGAAGGUGACUUUCCCAUGUCAAUAACAAACCUUACCAAUCUUGAGGUGUUAUACUUCAAUGAAGUUGAUGAGAUAAACUUAUGGCAACUUCCUGAGAACAUCUCGAGGCUGACAAAACUCAGAGUUAUGGUCUUAACGACAUGCAUGUUGUAUGGUCGGAUCCCAGCGUCGAUAGGAAACAUGACGUCACUUAUCGAUCUUGAAUUGAGUGGGAAUUUCCUUUCAGGUCAGAUUCCAAAGGAGCUUGGUUUGCUUAAGGACUUGGAACAGCUAGAGCUUUAUUACAACCAGCACUUGUCGGGGACAAUACCUGAAGAACUGGGAAACCUGACAAAGCUAACAGACUUGGACAUGUCGGUCAACAUGUUGAGGGGAACCAUUCCAGAGUCCAUAUGUCGACUUCCCAAUCUUGAAGUUCUUCAAAUUUAUAACAACAGUCUGACAGGAGAAAUCCCUGGUGUUAUUGGUGAUUCAACAACGUUGACCAUUCUUUCACUCUAUGGAAAUUUCCUGUCUGGACAAAUUCCACAGAACAUGGGGAUCUCAUCACCGUUGAUUGUUCUUGAUUUGUCUGAAAACAAGUUGUCGGGUCCGUUGCCGGCUGAGAUUUGUAAAGGAGGUAAAUUGCAGUAUAUGCUCGUCUUAGAUAACAAGCUUUCUGGGAAGUUGCCUGAGAGUUAUGCAAACUGUAAGUCUCUUAUACGGUUUCGGGUGAGUAAUAAUCAUUUGGAGGGUUCAAUACCAGAAGGAAUUCUAGCUCUUCCUCAUGUUUAUAUCAUUGACUUGGCUGACAAUGAUUUUACGGGCCCUUUUCCAAGAUCAAUUGAAAACGCUAGGAACUUAUCUGAAUUGUUCUUGCAGAACAAUAAGAUGUCUGGUAUUUUGCCCCCUGAAAUCUCUCUAGCUGUAAAUCUGGUGAAGAUUGAUCUCAGUAACAAUCUUCUGUCUGGUUCAAUACCUUCAGAGAUUGGCAAUUUGAAGAUUCUGAAUUUACUUCUGUUGAAAGGUAACAAGUUCGGUUCUUCAAUCCCAAGUUCACUUUCCCUGCUGAAAUCUCUCAAUGUUCUUGAUCUUUCGAAGAAUCGUUUGACCGGCAAAAUCCCAGAGAGUCUCUGUGAAUUGUUGCCAAAUUCCAUCAACUUUUCACAUAAUCAACUUUCUGGACCAAUCCCAAUUUCAUUGAUUCAAGGAGGGUUGUUUGAAAGCUUUUCAGGCAAUCCAGGUCUUUGUGUUCCAAUCCAUGUUCAAAAUUUUCCCAUAUGUCCACACAUUUACAACCAAAAGAAGCUAAAUUCAAUGUGGGCAAUCAUUGUUUCAGCCAUUUUCAUCACAAUCGGAGCUCUCCUAUUUCUUAAACGCCGUUUAAGGAAACAAAAAGCUGUAAUAGAACACGAUGAGACCGUAUCUUCAUCAUUCUUUUCAUAUGAUGUGAAAAGUUUCCAUAGAGUAUGUUUUAACCAACAUGAGAUCCUCGAAGCAAUGAUCGAUAAGAACAUUGUCGGCCAUGGAGGGUCCGGCACGGUUUACAGAAUCGAACUGAAAAGCGGAGAGGUUGUUGCAGUGAAGAAACUAUGGAGUAAAACAGCCAAAGACUCGUUUUCAGAAGAUCAGGUGAUUUUCAACAAAGGAUUGAAGACUGAAGUUGAGACUCUUGGAAGCAUAAGGCACAAGAACAUAGUCAAACUGUACAGCUACUUCUCAAGUUUCGAUUGUAACCUGUUGGUAUAUGAGUUCAUGCCAAAUGGGAACCUUUGGGAUGCUCUUCACAAAGGAUGGCUCCAUCUUGACUGGCCAAUUAGGCAUCAGAUCGCCCUUGGGGUGGCUCAGGGCUUGGCUUAUCUUCAUCAUGAUCUGAUGCCACCUAUUAUUCAUAGGGAUAUCAAAUCAAAAAAUAUACUAUUGGAUGUUAAUUAUCAACCCAAAGUUGCAGAUUUUGGAAUUGCCAAGGUUUUGCAAGCAAUAGGAGGGAAAGAUUAUACCAACACUGUCAUUGCAGGCACCUACGGUUACUUGGCACCAGAAUAUGCAUAUUCAAACAAAGCAACAACAAAGUGUGAUGUGUAUAGUUACGGAGUGGUGUUGAUGGAACUAAUAACUGGUAAGAAACCAGUGGAUUCUGAAUUUGGAGAGAACAAGAACAUUGUUUACUGGGUUUCAACGAAGCUGGACAUAAAAGAAGGUGUGAUGGAGGCCUUGGACAAGCGAGUGUCCGGUUCGUUUAAGGAUGAGAUGAUUCAGGUUCUAAGAACCGCCAUGCGUUGUACAUGCAAGAACCCAUCCCAACGUCCAACAAUGAACGAGGUUGUCCAACUGCUGAUUGCAACAGAUCCUUGCAGAUUAGAUUCUUACAAGCGUUCAACAGAUAAUACCAAAGAUGCAUCAAAUGGCACAAAAAUAAAGAACCAAUCGGAUGUGUGAUGACGGUGUAUGCUGGUGAAUUAACAUAGGUUCUAUAGAAUAGUAGGGUCUCCCAAAGUAUUAUUGAAAGGCUACGAAUAAAAUGGCUUGAAGAUUCUC